AUGGGGGACCACCCCAUCCUUGUACUCCCUGUGCCUCCUCUUCGGACUGCCUCGAGGCACGUCACCCGUCGUGAUCCUCCCCGUUCUGAAGCUAACCGAUGGCAGGUCUGCAAGACCGAAAACUGCGGUCCCGGCAAGGGUCACACUCCCAUCCGAAAAGCCGCCCACCGUCGCCUCCUGCUCUGGAACUGCGCCUCUGAAUGCGACUAUACCUGCCAGCACAUCGUCACGGCCCAGCGGGUCGCCGCUGGCGAUCCCAUCGUCCAGUUCCACGGCAAAUGGCCCUUCUACCGGUUCCUCGGGAUGCAGGAGCCCUUCUCGGUGCUCUUCUCCCUCGGCAACCUCUAUGCCCACUGGCAUGGCCUUGCCAAGGUCCGCGCCCGAAUCCCAGCGACAUACAGCCUGCGUCCGUUCUACGUGAUGCUAGCUCAAGUCGGAAUCGCCAGCUGGGUCUUUAGCGCCAUUUUCCACACGCGUGACUUUCAGCUCACAGAAGAAUUGGACUACUUUGCCGCAGGCGCAAGCGUCCUCUACGGGCUGUACUACACGCCCAUUCGCAUCUUCCGAAUCGACCGGCCCUCGCCACGUCGACGAUCCGCCCUCCGCGUGUGGACGCUGCUGUGCAUAAUGCUAUAUGUAUUCCACGUCGCGUACUUGAAGGGCGUGCGCUGGGACUACGCGUACAACAUGGCCGCCAAUGUUGCGGCUGGCAUCGUGCAGAAUAUCCUGUGGAGCUGGUUCAGUGUGACGAGCUUCAAAAAGUCUGGGAGCUUGUGGUCCAUGGUGCCCGGCGUAGUUGUCGCUUGGGUAAUGUUUGCCAUGAGCAUGGAGCUGUUUGACUUCCCACCCUGGCUGGGGUGUAUUGAUGCCCAUAGUCUGUGGCAUCUGCUGACGAUUGGCCCUACUGUCCUGUGGUACAAUUUCUUGUUAAAGGAUGCUCAGCAGGAUAUUGCUGGCACGGAGCGGCACAAGGCCUGA
Molecule: messenger RNA, 978 nt
Organism: Metarhizium album ARSEF 1941
Lineage: Eukaryota; Fungi; Ascomycota; Sordariomycetes; Hypocreales; Clavicipitaceae
Product: Mn2+ homeostasis protein Per1
Exons: 4
Coding region: 1-978 (325 amino acids)
Biological process (GO): GPI anchor biosynthetic process
Cellular component (GO): endoplasmic reticulum membrane
Molecular function (GO): hydrolase activity, acting on ester bonds
Source: RefSeq, a predicted model, not a curated record